Anneissia japonica is the source of this 7928-nucleotide messenger RNA. Its product is annotated as protein virilizer homolog. Lineage: Eukaryota; Metazoa; Echinodermata; Crinoidea; Comatulida; Comatulidae. The transcript is spliced from 34 exons. The coding region runs from base 70 to 5811 and encodes 1913 amino acids. Gene Ontology annotation, cellular component: RNA N6-methyladenosine methyltransferase complex. Gene Ontology annotation, molecular function: RNA binding. The record is from RefSeq and is a predicted model, not a curated record.
UCUACCACAUAACAGCUGAGAACGAGCGACUAUAACAGACUAGCUAAAUGUAAUGGAUUAUCGGUGGGCAUGGCGGAAAAUGGUGCGAUGAAUUUGUUAUUUUGCGACACUUUCAGCCAUGAAAAUGCUAAAGAACCUAACCUCGACCUAAUUCAAUUUACUUGGCCAGUGAAUGUGCAAGAGAUCCGAGUAAUACCGUGGGGUGCAAGAGUCCAUCCUGAUCUACAUAAGGUACCAACUGUCGGCCAAACACAGCCAGGGGGAUUCACACUAGAAUUUUUCGCAAACAACUUGAACAACCAUGGAGCUGCUGUGUUUGAACGUAUUGGGUCGUUCCAUUAUCAAGAUAGUGGAGAAAUUCAGCUGGUUCCUAAAACAAAGCUGCCCACGGAUGGACUUGUUGUUCGUGGCAGGUAUGCAAGUGUAACUUUGGCCAUCUUUGGGACUGCACAGAAAAGACAAUCAGAGUCACCACCUCCGCCGCCUCCACCACCGCCACCACCCCCAAAGCAACAGCCACAUUCGAAGAGGCCAGAUGACAGCAAGGGGAGACGUGAGGAUAAAAAAUCAAUCGAAGAGGUUAUAAAAUUGGAAGAAGAAGUACCAAGAAUGACGGAGGAAGAGCAAAAGAUAAUAGCAUUUGGCAAAGAUACUAAGCGAGGUCCUAAGACUCCACCUCAAGAGGUCACCGAAGAAUGGCAUCCUAAACCUACUGCAGAGACUUCAUGGGAUGUAGAGGAUAGUGGCCCACAGUGGAAAGAACCAGAAACCAGUGAGGACCCUGUUGCAGAUGUGCAUUGGAAGGGUCCGUGGGGCGAGGGAGUAGAAGACUGGAAAAGCAUUGACACUUGGGAAUCGCGAGAACAAGGUGACUGGGUGGAAGAAGAACGUCAUGGACGUCAGUGGGAGGAACAUAGAAAGCACAGGGGGCCUAGGACUCCUCCAGGGGAACCUUCUGGACCCCACACACCCCCAGACAUUGAUGCCUCGUCAGAGGUAGAAAAGACUGAAGCUAGUACGGAGUCUUCUGUUGAUGUGCCAGAUCUUGAAGCAGAGGAUCAAGUAGAACUCUUUGAACCACUGACACCUGAGCACUCACCUGUAGAUCGUAAGAACCUUUCCACAGGUGACAUUCCAGAUGUACCUCCAGGUUUUGAUGAAGAGGAACCAGGUGAGGGCAUGGAUCAUGCCUAUGAGGAGAUUGUUAGUGAUGAAGAGGUUAUAGAUGAUCAAGAAUUAGAUAGCUUAAUGGAAGACGAUGAGUUUGAUCCUGAGCAGAUUGCAGAUGAAGAGGGAUGGAAUACUAUUGGAAUCUAUGACCCAUUUGACACUUUACCUCUCAUCAAACCACUUGAGAAUUUCCCAGCCCCAUACCAUACACCAUUCCAACUAUUAAAGUCUAAGCUACAAAGGACGCCCUCUGUAGACAGUGUUCCAGAAGAGGUCACCAAGUUGGCAGAUAUGGUACGAAGUCAUAGCGAGGAAGAUUAUGGACCAAAAUGGAUCAGUACUCUAGAGGAACUUCAACCUUUAGUGAUGCCUUGGCUAGCCUACCUAGAUGACCAGCUGGUGGACAUUGUAAUGGACUGGUCAAUAAAAGCUCUGGACAUGGACAUAGCACUGACCCAGCCAUUGGCAGUUAACACAAGACAACUGAAAGCAGGGAUGAAGCUGGUUUCUGUAAUAGCUGAUUCUGAUACUGAUCUAGCACAGAAACUCAUUGCUAAGCUUACUGUUGAAAGUCUUUUUAAAUUACUCUUUGCUGAUCAUAUGGCAUCAUCUUUGAAACUGAUUGCUCUGAAAGCCUUGGACAGUUUAACCAACUGGCAGGUUGGCCUAAAAUACCUCUUGCAAGUGUCUCCUGAAAGUGAUCAUGGACCUCCAUCACCUAAAAGAAUCAGGCUUGAUAAAGUAGAGUCAACAGGCUACGAGAAGCUUCUGGGACUACUCUUAUCAAAGCAGGCUGUGAGAGUGAUGAAGGCGUCUACCGCCCUCGUUCAGAAAGUCCAUGCAUAUGAGGUACUCACCAAGCUAAGGAGCAGCACCCAAAGUAUUAUAGAUACAUCACCACCAGCUGAACUAGAGACUAUAUCAGAAGAAAAGAGCACACCGAAAGAUGAAGCUUUGGAGCCUGCAAGAGACACGCCCACACCAGAACCUAUGGAAAUAGGUGGAAUGAUGGUACCGGUAUCAGCUUUUCAAUCAGCUUCAUCUUCUCUGGUGGAAGACAUUGAGACAGUUGCUGAGUGCCUUCAGCAGAUUGUGGAGACCAUCAGAACAGCACAUUUCAAACUGGUGCAGCCAUCCAUCAAAUCCUUCCCAACCACAGUAAAACUGACUGACGAAGUAAACACCGCCGAUCCUUAUCCAAUGCUCUUUCAUCUUUUCCAGAGCAGUCAUUUACUAGAAUGUGUUCAGAUGUUGCUGGUGUCUCCCCAAACUAGUGCUCAUGAUGGAAUCUUUGAUGGCAUCAGGGACUUGCUGCAAUCUCUACUUUCAACAAUUAGUGGCCUCCAGUUUCUCUCCUUAAAUCACACCACAGCAAAAGCAAUCAUCCAAGUCCUGACUAGCAGCUAUGAUGAUGAAACGCCAGAAACGAAUGAGUCCUGUAGCCUAGGCCUCCAGCUGCUUCAAAGCCUGCAGGUGCUCCAGUAUGUGGACAAGCUGAAAGGCCUUCUGGAAAGCGCCGAAGCAGUGGGUGAGGAUGAGAGAGAGGAGGCGGCUGAGAUACUUGGUGCAGCCUACACUAUGAUGUUUUCACCUAUUGGUAAAAUGUGCCUUGCUUCAGUGUUUGCUCUAGAUAAGAACCUGGAUUAUUUACUGCCUUUCUUGGAAUUACCAGGUGAUGAACCGGAUGUCCAUCAUAAAAUCCUAGUCUCUGUUGCCUAUGGUUAUGCAUCUCAGCUACUACAGUGCCUUCUCCAGCAUCUUGAUGAUGUUACAGUUUUGAAGAAUUAUUCUGCAAGAAUCCUCAACUGCUCAAUGGAAGAAAAUGGAUUCAUUAAAUGGUUGGACCCAGUGAAAGAUCUUACUUAUGACCUGACUAGCAUUAAGAAGCUAGUAGAGUACAUGCAGAAGAACUCUGCCAUGUUGUCUGGAGAUUUGGCAGGAACAGGCCCAGGAAUGGUCACAUGUUUGCGAGUUCUUAAAUAUUUUGCCUGUCCUCCAGUAGACAUGGUCAGUGGAGAACAACAAAAAGACCUUCGAUACAAACUUGCUACAAUUCAACUGUUUUCUGCCGAUGCAAUGAAUGUGUUCAUUGACCUGUUGAAGAGAAUCGGUGACUUGUUGAUGCGUCCCUGGCAACUAAUACAAGGCUGUAACUGUUCCAGUACAUUCCUACUGGAAUCCAUGGUAACACCGCUCCUGAAACUCAUCCAUGGAAUGGUCACGGAACUGCUAGGCAGCAGCGCUAUUGAGUUCCGAAAUGAACGCCUGGUAACGCACUUAUUAACGCUGUCAUCAACCUUACACUGUUCAGCAGCAUCAGCUGGAGUUGUUAGUAACGAGACCCAAUCAAUCUUGUCGAACAUCCUGGAUAUUCUGUUGACCUUUACGACAUGUGUCUCAGACCAACCAGUCAGAGAAGAAGUGAUGGUGAACAGUCCAUGGGGAUUGAUGUUAAAGGAACUACUUGCAUACAUUCCAUUAUCACCUCUCAGUUUUGUUGGGGGUUUAACCAUCUUCUCAGAGAUGCUUCCCCUUCCUCUACCAAUCCAAACUCAGGAAAAUUUAACCAAAGAUGAAGCAAACCAGGCCUUGAAUCAACGCAAAAUGUGGAGCUGCUAUCUACACUGCUUCAGUACAGAAAUACAAAACAUAAUCAAAGAUAUAUCAAGUAGUAGUUGUCUCCCUCUCCAGCAGUCCCUUCGAAGAGUCUGUAUGCAGCUGGCUGACCUGGCCGCACCAACAGCAUUGCUCCUUGUCCAUGCUGUUUUGAAAGCUUUGCUCGAGGCACAGGGAGAGUGUGAUGAGGAUGGUAAAGAGCGACACUGCGGACCAAACACGGCACAUAUACUAAACCUGCUAAGUUACCUCGUCUCACAACCAUCCAUCAAAGCUGCUAUUUUACACAUGCUCCGAACAAGUAGUAAUUCCAAGUCCAAGGACUCUCACUUAGCAGUUUUGUCGCGGUUGCUAGUUUUAUUAAACGUAGCCCAUGACUCAUCCUCCCACCUCCAAGCACAGGAAUGCAUUGUGGCGAUUGAGCAAGUUCUUUGUGGUCCUGAGGUGUCCCUUCUACCAACAGACAUUCCAGUUGCAGAGCAACUUGCCAACAGCCUUCCAUGUAAGGAACAUAUGGAGACAAUGUGCACAGCCAUGUUGGAUCAUGUGAGCAGUGUAGACCAAUCAUAUGCUUCCAUUUUGCCAGCUCUUAGACACCUCACCAUGCUUCUAGACCAUGACUAUGGAUUUUACCAUCUAAAAAUGGCUUUAGAGCGGAAUCCGUCUGCCUUCUAUGCACUCUUUCAACGUUUGCAAUCGACAUUUAACAAAGAAAGCUCUGACUGCCUCUCAACGCUAUCAACUGCCAUUGAUCUCAUCCAAGUGCUACUGACCAACGAUAAUCCCGCUCCAGAUCCAGAUGUCAAAGUCGAACCCGGCACUUACCGCACAUACACCAUUAGCGUGGACAAAAUAAGGGAAUGGCUGCGCUGGGAUCCCAACGAACAUCCGCUACUGAGUUUAGAGAAAUUGUUGGAGGAGUGUUGCAAAGAAGAUCUGACUCUAGAAAGUUUAUUGGAAACAAUUACAAACCUUGCACAGACACUGUCAGACACCGAAGAUUCUUCCAAGUGCAACGAUCUCGGUGAAAUCAACCUACCGCCCCAAAUGAGUCUAACAGAACAGAUGAACUCGCGAGUAGUCUAUGUUGUCAGCGACUUAGACGAUGAUCGCUUGAGUCCAACAUACUGGAUAGGAGUACCAGGAAUGGAUGAAGGCGAGAUUGAACCGGAACUAGUACCAUGUGAUUUAGAAGAAAUGAGGGCUGCAUGUGUGCCGACCUUUGACCUUAAAGCUGAACUUGAGCGUGAUGCAGCUGACUCAGACAAAUUAAAGAAGAAAACUACACGGUCAAGGCGUCGCGGUCCACUGGUCACCGGUAGUAUGAAUAGGGCUGGAGGUGGAAUCAAGAGAUCUCAUGGAAUGACUCGUGGAAACUCCUACAGUCGAAGGCCUUAUGAUACUUUCAGACAGCGCCCUCAGAAUACUAGCAGACCGCCCUCUAUGCAUGUUGAUGAUUUUGUUGCAAUGGAACAGGAACCAGAGCAUAAAAGACCAAAUAAGGGACUCCCACCUAACAGAAAUGGGCGUGGCUUCAUGAGUCAAGGAGGUCCAAGGGGUGGCUUCCAAGGCAACCGUCCAUGGAAUGGACCAAGUGGUAGUAGCUAUGGCAACAGAAGAGAGUUAGGAGAUAGAAACAAUUCUCAAAGACCCGGUUCAGGGCGUGGCCAGUGGGAUAAUAGGCGUGGUUCACAUCCAUCAGGUCCUGGAAGGGGAUUCCCCCAUCGAAGGCCUGACAAUAGACAAGACAGCAGGGCCCUUCCAAGCCGAGCAGGUGGAAGGGGACGGGAUAAUCCCUACAUGCGGGGUGGCACUAGAGGUGGGAUGCGUGGCAGCUUAGGCCCAGGCAGAGGUGGACCAAGCCAGCGAAGACCAAAUACGAGAGGAAGGGGAGGAUUUCGACCAGGGCAUUGGUCUACACAGGGGAACAAGGUUGAUCAUGGAAGGUUUCCGCCAAGAUCGUCAAGGGCCGGAUACAACCGACAAGGGGGACGAGACCGACACCAACGGUCAUUUACUCGUUAAACGCAAUCUUCACGCACUGGCUGAUGCAUGUAUUUGUGGGGAAAAUACACAUAAGUCAAAUCCAUUGCAGAGUUUUGGAAAAAAAAAAUAUUGACCUCUGUGAUACCCAAGAAUUGUAUCAUCAGUGUUUCCAGUAAUUUUAAUAUCUAUUGAUAUCAAAGCUGUGAAAUCUCAAAUAUUGCUGGUGGGUGUAUACAAUGCUACAGAUGUAAUCUGAGCACAGCUCAAUGGACACAAAGAGUUGUUAAAAAGCAAAUCCAUUUAGUGUAAAUCCUCCCUCUGCUGUGUUGAUAUCCAUCUAUUGGAUUUACUCCCUCUGCUAUUGGCUGUGAUGUUAUGUCUGUCUGAGUGCAAUAGCAUUAACAGAUUUUAAGCACAAUUGCUUAAUUAUUGUACUUCAGGAGUGUAGCUUUAACUUGAACAUUAAGGUGAUCAACUUUGAAAUCAAAGGUCAUUUGUUCAAAUCAUGUAAAGUACCAGGAGUUUUUCUCGCAACUAAAAAUAACUGUACAUCAUAAGCCGGAGAACCUAUUAAUAAGAUUUUUUUAUAGUGCAUAACUUGGUAUGCAAUAGGAUGUAAAGGUGUCUAUUUUAUAUCUAGGGGAAGGGGACUGAUGAGGAUGAGUGAUGGAAUGUGGGGAGGGUGGGGAAAUUACUUGAUGAGGUGAUCUCUAACUACUUGAGUGUAAUUAUUUUGCUCAGAAAAUUUCUGUUGAGGUACCUGAAGAGUACUUUUCCUGGGGAAUUGCACCUCCAUUUAGAUAUGCUACUGCCAUGAUGAACUGAUGUAUGCCAAGACUGGUUUUUCUAAACAUACCUCAAAAAUAAUGAAAUAAUCUCACAAAUUUGGGGUAAAACCUCAUAUUUAUUGUGAUAACAUAUUUUUUACACAUGAUUUAUGAGUUGUUCAGGGGUUCCCUCCAUGAUGUCACUUUCGAAAGACGUAAAUUAUCUUAUUGGGAAAAAAUUAAAUUUGUACUUAAACUGAGUUGAAAGUGUGAAUAUUGAACACUGUUUUUAGCAUUAUGUUUGUGUCUGCCAUUGCUAUUGGGUUCAUAAGAAGGCUGUUGAUGAGUUCUUAGAACUGUUUCUUUGUCACACCACUAUUUAGGGACCAUUUUUUCGCCGCGAACUGAGGGAAAGUAUAUCAUGAUACCACGACCAAACCUUAUUCAGGGCCCGGGGGGAGUGCACUACUAUUAAGCAGGCACUUUUUUAGCCGUGAAUCGAGAAAAACUAUAUCUUCAACACUUUUGAUAUUAAGAUAACACUUCGUUUUUAAAUCCUUUAGUAACCAAAUCGAUUUCUCCUUAUUCUUGGCUGUUUUUCCUAUUAAUACAGAUUUAUCCAUACCCAAGUUAAUCCCUCUCUAGUCUUCCAGAUUCUUUACCAUCCCCAUUAAUGCUGGUCUCACCCUGGCCAUGUCAAUUUCUCUCUACCUCCAUCGUUCUCCAAAUCAUCCUCUCCCUACUCGCAUCGAUUCCUUUUUACAGUGUCACAAAGCCCCUUUCUUCUUCAUGCCCAGUAAAUUUUCCCCACCCCCACCCCCCCCCCUUUGUAAUGUUCAUGGUAAUCUGAGAUUAAUAUUUCUAUUGCAUUAUGGCCUCAAAUUUGCUAGCUAUUUUUUCUCAGAGGGGCCUAAAUCAUGGGGAGGUGGGUGGAUAGGCAAUGCCGAAAUUAUGUAACACCCGCGCAGAUCCCUGUCCUUUCGGCAUCACACAUUUCUAUUAAUCAGUAGAUUCUACACAUUUCAAAGAAAAAAGUCUGUAUUUAUCCCUGUUUUAUUAUCAACGUUUACAUGUAAUGAUAUAAAAUACAAAAUGUCAACACUUAGGCCUACAUCAAAAAAUAUGGAAGAAAUGUCACAUUGAAUAUAAUGGCGAUGGAGAAACAAGGUGGGAUAUUUGGUGUGCAUUAACUUUCAUUUAAAAUACUUAGCUACAAAUGCUACAUUAAUAAAUAAAUCAGACACUGAAUACAUAGCACAUAAAUAGAUUAAUAUAAUAAAUAACGAAUAUAUAACCGUCUUUGAAAGAUCGUUUUAUAGAUAUUGUACAGCGAUUGAAGUUUACCAAUUUAAAUGGUUGAAAUAAAAUUUGCUGCUAGUGUAAUACAAA